UUAUAAUUAAAAAUAAAAUAAAUUUUAUUUAUAAAUUAAAUUAAAUUUACAAUAAAUUUUGGUUUACAAAACUAAACCAAUAAUACAUAAAUAUAUUAUUCUAAUUUUAACUAAACCAAUUAACUAAGUAAACCUAACUAAACCAAUUGAUUAACUAAACCUAAACCUAAACCUAAUCUUCAGCCACCAUCCCACCUUCGCAAAGCUUCAGCCGCCAUCACCACCUUCGCAAAGAUUAAGCCACCGUCCACGAACCACCAACAACCACCGGAUUUUUCACCACAGCCGCACCACGCUUAACCGGACUUGCCGCCUUGUCACACCACUACUUAUCCUUUCUAGUUUUUCACUGCUCCAUCUCAGAUCUGUAAAAAAAAAACCGAUUAGAUGAGAGGAGAAGAGAGACAAACAGACAGAGAGUUGACCUGUGGAGAUGGUGACGAGGGUGACGGUAGUGAUGGUGGUGAAGAACGCCUCUUGUGCAUCCUCCAGUCACCUCGUCUCGUCAAGAUCCGUGGAGAGAGAGAGAGAGAGAUGGUGGGUGGUGGUGGUGGUUGGGAGAGAGAGAUGGCGGGUGGUGGUGGUGGUGGUGAGAGAGAGAGAUGGCGGGUGGUGGUGGUGGUGGUGAGAGAGAGAGAGAGAGAGAUGGCGGCUGGGGGUGGUGAGAGGCGUGAGAGAUAG
Messenger RNA from Eruca vesicaria subsp. sativa (arugula), 681 nucleotides. The record is from the annotation of a GenBank genome assembly. Lineage: Eukaryota; Viridiplantae; Streptophyta; Magnoliopsida; Brassicales; Brassicaceae.